CCUAGCCAAGUCAUGUCUUCUGUCCUAAGGAAGUGAAAGUUAGGAAAAUUCUGCCAGUCCAGCAGAAAGAGAGGCCACUUUGGUCACGGCUCUCAUUCUUGACCUGAUCCUGGUUGGCAUCGUGAAAGCGGUCGUCCGUCGGUGCUGCCCAUCCCACAACCGCAUGGACAUGUUCGCCACCUUCUCUGUGGACCGCUACUCCUUCCCCCAGGGGCACGCCACCCGCGCAGCCAUGUGUGCCCGUUUCCUGCUGGUCCACUUGGUGCUGGCCACCCCCCUGCGGGUGCUUGUGUUCCUGUGGUCUGGUCUGGUGGGGCUGAACCGGGUGCUGCUGGGAAGACACAACAUGACCGAGGUGCUGUUUGGCUUCCUGAUGGGCUACUGCCAGUACAACCUGGUGGAGAUGCUCUGGGUAUCAUCGCUGGGCAUGCAGGGGCUCCUGGGGCUCAUCCAGGGGUGAGAGGAGAGGAGGGGAUGGGAGUGUGUGGUAGGUGGGAGACAGACGCCCUGUCCCAAUAUGCAUGAAACAUUGACCGAUCCUGUGGUCACUCAUCAUUGCCUGUUCAAGACAAACAAAUACAACAAAGCCUACCACGCACCAACCAUCCACCCAUAUGUAACUGCAAUCAGAAGUACCUAGGAGCAGGGUGCUCUUCCAUACUGCGAUAAAAGAGAGAGGGAGUGAGAGAAAGUGUGUGUCUGUGUGCGUGUCUCAGAGAGAUGUGUUCUCAAAGGGGAGAAUGAAUGCUAUAGGUUAAAACUUAUGAAUUGAUUAUGGUGUCUGUGGGGUGCUCUGAAAAGAGCAAUGUAAUUUAUGGAGGACACAUUAUGUAUUGACUUAUUUUAAACUUGUAUGGUAUAGAGCCUCACAGUGGAGGUGUCAUAACAGCCAUAGAACCUUACGGUCAAACAGGGAAAUGGUUCCAAUCGUUUUUCCACCAUUCAUUUUUCCCAUAGGGAAUUUUAGAAACACUUCAAAUAAGGGCUGUGUUUAAAUCUCUCUAAUUAUUAACGUUUAAAUUUUGGGGGCUAAAUACAAGGUGACUUUUAUCAAUAUAUUCGGCUCUAUUUGAAAAUUUGACAAUGCUAAUUAGCAUCAAACUAGAACAUCAUGCAAGACUACAAAUCCCUGUAAGCUCCAGCAAGUCAUCUCUAGCUGACACCUUUGCUAACAGGCAUCAAAUCAAAUCAAAUUUAUUUGUCACAUACUCAUGGUUAGCAGAUAUUACUGCGAGUGUAGUGAAAUGCUUGUGCUUCUAGUUCCGACAAUACAGUAAUAACCAACGAGUAAUCUAACUAACAAUUCCAAAACUACUACCUUAUACACAUAAGUGUAAAGGGAUAAAGAAUAUGUACAUAAAGAUAUAUGAAUGAGUGAUGGUACAGAGCGGCAUAGGCAAGAUGCAGUAGAUGGUAUCGAGUACAGUAUAUACAUAUGAGAUGAGUAUGUAAACAAAGUGGCAUAGUUUUAAGUAGCUAGUGAUACAUGUAUUACAUAAAGAUGCAGUAGAUGAUAUAGAGUACAGUAUAUACGUAUACAUAUGAGAUGAAUAAUGUAGGUUAUGUAAACAUUAUAUUAAGUAGCAUUGUUUAAAGUGGCUAGUGAUAUAUUUUACAUCAAUUCCCAUCAAUUCCCAUUAU
Messenger RNA from Oncorhynchus masou masou (cherry salmon), 1641 nucleotides. RefSeq names its product polyisoprenoid diphosphate/phosphate phosphohydrolase PLPP6-like. The record is from RefSeq and is a predicted model, not a curated record. NCBI's taxonomy places the organism in Eukaryota, Metazoa, Chordata, Actinopteri, Salmoniformes, Salmonidae. The transcript has 2 exons. The coding region runs from base 164 to 460 and encodes 98 amino acids. Gene Ontology annotation, molecular function: sphingosine-1-phosphate phosphatase activity.